This is a messenger RNA of Staurois parvus, 370 nucleotides long. The record is from the annotation of a GenBank genome assembly. NCBI's taxonomy places the organism in Eukaryota, Metazoa, Chordata, Amphibia, Anura, Ranidae.
GACCAGAGACUGCAGACACAGUACAGGGAUGACCAGAGACUGCGGACACAGUACAGGGAUGACCAGAGACUGCGGACACAGUACAGGGAUGACCAGAGACUGCAGACACAGUACAGGAGAUGACCAGAGACUGCGGACAUAGUACAGGAGAUGACCAGAGACUGCGGACAGUACAGGGAUGACCAGAGACUGCGGACACAGUACAGGGAUGACCAGAGACUGCAGAUACAGUACAGGGAUGACCAGAGACUGCGGACACAGUACAGGGAUGACCAGAGACUGCGGACACAGUACAGGGAUGACCAGAGACUGCGGACACAGUACAGGAGAUGACCAGAGACUGCGGACACAGUACAGGAGAUGACCAGAG